This is a messenger RNA of Chlorocebus sabaeus (green monkey), 1225 nucleotides long. The record is from RefSeq and is a predicted model, not a curated record. NCBI's taxonomy places the organism in Eukaryota, Metazoa, Chordata, Mammalia, Primates, Cercopithecidae.
CGCGAGGAAGGGACUAAGUUCAGAUAUAGUCCUGGGAGGCUGUGGCCCCGCGGGCACGACACACCCCCAGCGGGCGUGUUAAAUAAUGAGUUAAAUUACCUGAACCACACGCAUUUCCGGGGACCGCUCCGGGCAUCCUAGCUUGAGGGUAGGGUGGGCGGAGGUCCCUAAGGGAGAGGUGGGACUCUGGCUGAAUCCCUCGUUGGGGGGCAUCUGAGUCAAGCGUCUUCCCCAGCUACACAGUCACGGGGAGGCCCUCGCGGAUUGGGCAGGAGCUAAGUUCGAAGCCGCGCCCAUCCUGGGAGGUUGGACUUGCGGGAAUGCCUUAAGUGGAGGAGGAUUGAGGCUUCAGUCCCGCACCUUUCUCGGGUCACGGCCUCCUCCUGGCUCCCAAGACCGCACGAUAGGCAGAGGCAGGCCUUCCUACACCCUACUCCUGUGCCUCCAACGCCGACUAGACCCUAGCACUCGGAGUCUCCGAGGUCACUUCACCGUGGUCUCUGCCUCACUCUUCGCGCUGGACCACUGAGGGGAGAGGGCUGGGGCGCUCCGCUGAGCCACCCCUGUGCCUCCGUGGCCUUGUGCACCUCUCACCUCCCGGGGUGUUAGUGUCGAGGUCACCCCAGCAUCCUACCACCUCCUGGUGGCCUUGCCGCCCCCACAACCCGGAGGUAUAAAGCCAGGUACACGAGGCAGGGGACGCACCAAGGAUGGAGAUGCUCCAGGGGCUGCUGCCGUGGCUGCUGCUGAGCAUGGGCGGGGCACGGGCAUCCAGGGAGCCGCUGCGGCCACUGUGCCGCCCCAUCAAUGCCACCCUGGCUGCCGAGAAGGAGGCCUGCCCCGUGUGCAUCACCGUCAACACCACCAUCUGUGCCGGCUACUGCCCCACCAUGAUGCGGGUGCUGCAGGCGGUCGUGCCGCCGGUGCCCCAGGUGGUGUGUACCUACCGCGAGGUGCGCUUCGACUCCAUCCGGCUCCCUGGCUGCCCGCCUGGCGUGGACCCCGUGGUCUCCAUUCCUGUGGCUCUCAGCUGUCGCUGUGGACUCUGCCGCCGCAGCACCUCUGACUGUGGGGGUCCCAAGGACCACCCUUUGACCUGUGAUGACUCCCACCUCCAGGCCUCCUCUUCCUCAAAGGACCCUCCCCCCAGCCCUCCAAGUCCAUCCCGACUCCUGGAACUAGCAGGCACCCCGUUCCUCCCGCAAUAAAGGCUUCUCAAUCUGCA